This is a messenger RNA of Branchiostoma belcheri (Belcher's lancelet), 1175 nucleotides long. Its product is annotated as potassium channel subfamily K member 4-like. The transcript has 6 exons. Lineage: Eukaryota; Metazoa; Chordata; Leptocardii; Amphioxiformes; Branchiostomatidae. Gene Ontology annotation, biological process: stabilization of membrane potential; potassium ion transmembrane transport. The record is from RefSeq and is a predicted model, not a curated record. Gene Ontology annotation, molecular function: potassium ion leak channel activity. Bases 150 to 1175 code for a protein of 341 amino acids. Gene Ontology annotation, cellular component: membrane.
CUCAUUACAGUCGAAAGAACAAGAUCUGACAUCCCAGUGUCAUAUAGGAUUGACUUGACGUCAUCUCUGACUCAAGGCGUUGUUGUUGUCGCGGCGUUCGGUGGCGUCACGUUUUGCCUCCAGGGUGUGCAUGACUGACUAAGCGUACCAUGGCGGCGGGACGCACCAGUUGGGCAGCACUGCUGGGGCUGUUUGUGGUCUUCUGUAACUGGCUUUUUAUCGGAGCAAAAAUAUUUCAAAUAUUGGAGGAGCAUGAGGUAAAAGGCAUAAGAAAGACAGACAAUGAACUGGUGGAAAAGCUAGUGAAAGGUGUGGUGGGCAGGACAUUUGAGAGUAAAGAGGAGGUUCUGAAGUUCGUCAAAGAAAUAGACGCAGCCAGGAACGUGACUGUCAAUUAUGGCAGUGACACCACUGAUGGCAGUUCCAGCCUCGAUUACCUGGAGGCGCUGUUGUUUUGUCUCACCAUCGUGACAACCAUAGGAUACGGACAUGUUCCAAUCACAACUGAUGCAGGCAAAGUUUUCUGCUGUUUGUAUGCAUUCCUUGGCAUCCCUCUCACCCUGACUAUGCUGGCUGCCAUAGGUGGGGAAGUUGCUCCUUUAUCCAGAUUUCUGGAAGAUCAAGUCAAGAAGCGACUUGCGUUCCUCAAGAAACAUCCUGACACGAUCCGCUUUGUAAACAUCUUCACCCUCACGACUGUGAACCUGGGCGUGUUUUUCUUCCUGCCUGCUUACGUGUUCUCCUGCCAGGAGACUGACUGGUCGUACCUGGAUGCCCUGUACUACGUUUUCAUCACCCUCAGUACUGUGGGGUUCGGGGACUACGUGGCUACACUGGAGCCUCGUCCAACUUACGCACAGAAUGUUGCAUACAAGAUUGCGACAUUCUGCUGGAUCCUGACAGGCCUUUGUUUCCUGGCCUCAGUCUUCGACCUCCUCGUGGAAGAGAUGAAGGGAGUAGAAGAGAGAAUAAAGGAGGGGAUGAACAAGCCUUUAGAUGGUGGCGACCUUGACAAUGGGAAAGAGACGGAAAAGGACAUUCAAGGUCACACCAAGAAAGAGGAACAGGGAGAGGGGAUGACAAUAAGAGCUAGAACAGCAAAGAAAGCAGCAGUGUCCUCUGAGGAAAUGGAAGAAGCUGGAACAUGCCUGCCAGAUAAAGAGAAACAUGCUUAA